Molecule: messenger RNA, 3093 nt
Organism: Argiope bruennichi
Lineage: Eukaryota; Metazoa; Arthropoda; Arachnida; Araneae; Araneidae
Product: neutral ceramidase-like
Exons: 18
Coding region: 93-2177 (694 amino acids)
Biological process (GO): ceramide catabolic process; long-chain fatty acid biosynthetic process; sphingosine biosynthetic process
Cellular component (GO): extracellular region
Molecular function (GO): N-acylsphingosine amidohydrolase activity
Source: RefSeq, a predicted model, not a curated record
UCCUCGCAGUUUGUUGUCAAGUCGACAGGACAAAGCACGCGCUGAGCGCUCUUUGAAGAGUCCGUAAGGUGGUUUUUCACUCCCUCAAGAAUAUGUUUGUGGGUUUCGUUUUCCUAUGCAUGUUUCUGCUGAGCGGGUCUCGCGGGGAAAAUGAUGUUUAUGAUAUCGGAAUCGGAAUAGCAGAUAUAACGGGCCCAGCGGCAGAUAUCAACAUGAUGGGUUACGCCAAAAUUUCCCAAGUGACCCGUGGCAUCCACACCCGUCAGUACAGCCGAGCCUUUGUGAUCAGUGACAACAGCUCUCGAGUGGCCGUGGUCUCCAUAGAUUCCGGAAUGGUAUCCCACAUCGUCAAGAUGGAGGUAGUGAAAGCCUUAAAAGAAAAAUUUGGUGAACUUUACACAGAAGAGAAUGUCAUGAUUACUGCCACUCACACUCAUGCGACUCCUGGCGGCCAUUUGCAGUAUCUGCUCUAUCUUAUACCAUCGCAAGGUUUUAUACGACAGACUUUUUACAGCUUGGUGAAGGGUAUCGUCAAGAGCGUGGAAAGGGCCCAUGACAAUAUGCAGCCCGGUCAUAUCUACUGGAACACUGGGGAGGUGUACAAUGCCAGCAUUAAUCGCAGUCCCACCGCUUACGAAAACAAUCCAGAAGAAGAAAAGGACAGAUAUGAAACGAAUGUGGACAGGACCAUGUUUCUUCUUAAAUUCACCGAUAUUCACGACAAACCUCUAGGGAUGAUCAACUGGUUUGCCGUGCACCCCACCAGCAUGAACAGCUCCAACCACUUGAUAAGCAGUGACAACAAAGGCGCUGCCUCCCUCAUGUUCGAACAGCUAAUGAACGGCGACGAGGCCUUGCCAGGAAAGGGUCCUUUUGUAGCAGCUUUUGCGCAGUCGAAUGCAGGCGACGUUUCUCCAAACAUCUUGGGUGCCAGAUGUCCCAGUGAUCCUUCAGAGACCUGCGAUAUCGAGACCAGCACUUGCAAAGGAGGGAAAGAGCGCUGCAUUGCCGUUGGUCCGGGACAAGACAUGUUUGAAAGCACUUGGAUCAUUGGCAGAAGACAAUACAAAACGGCCAAAGAAUUGUUCAGGACGGCGGAUCAAAGAGUGUCGGGUCCGGUGCUUUUCAUUCAUCAAUUCAUUGACAUGUCGAAUAUCGAACUGGAAAGCAAUGGUACCGAAAGGAGAACUACUUGCAAGCCUGCCAUGGGUUUCAGUUUUGCUGCGGGAACCAUCGAUUGUCCGGGCGAAUUCGAUUUUCUUCAAGGCACGACAAAAGGAUCCACUCUCUGGAACAUUGUCGUCGAUUUUAUUCGAAGACCCUCCAAAGAACUGAAGGCCUGCCAAGCUCCCAAGCCAAUCCUACUUGCCACAGGAGAGAUGUCCCUUCCUUACAAAUGGCAGCCCGAUGUCGUUCCCACGCAGAUCCUCUACAUUGGUAAUGUGGCCAUCCUGGGAGUUCCUGCAGAAAUCACAACGAUGGCUGGAAGACGUUUGAGAGAAUCCGUCCACAAGGUUUUGGAAGAGUCAAGUUCGAAAAAUAAUUUUCAAGUUGUAAUUUCAUCUCUCAGUAACGCUUAUUCUUCGUAUGUUACUACAUUUGAGGAGUACCAGGUGCAGAGAUACGAAGGAGCCUCUACAAUGUACGGGCCUCAUACUUUGGAAGCAUACAUUCGUCAGUUCGAGAUGUUGGCGGACCACGUUCUUCUGAGGGAGGAUGUGGAUCCGGGUCUCGAACCUGACAACCUUCUCGGACAGCAGCUCAGUUUCAAGCUAAAUGUCAUGUUUGAUGGCAGCAGGAGGGGCAGGAGUUUUGGUGAUGUCAUAGAAGAUGCCCACCGACGUUAUAAAACUGGUUCUACUGUAAAAGUGUCGUUCGUCAGUGGGCAUCCUAGAAAUGACAUGAUGCUGGAGAGAUCCUUUUUGCAAGUGGAAAGAUGGAACAACGACACUGAAACGUGGGAUGUUAUUGCUACUGAUGGGAAUUGGGAAACUAAGUACUACUGGCAAAGGACAAACACUUUGAUAGGGGAAAGUAAAUCAACUGUGGUCUGGGACAUUCCUGCAACUGCCAAACUUGGACGAUACAGGAUUCGACACUUCGGUAAUUCCAAGAAUAUUCUGCAGAUCCUAAAGCCCUACGUCGGAACUUCCAGAGAGUUUGAAGUCGUGCAGUAAUUAAAAUACGGUACAAACUCGUGCAAACUCCGUGGCCAUCGAAUCCUAGAAGAGAUUGCUACUGAUAAAUGCUUCUUAAUGUGGACCAAAAACUUUGUCGAUCGGAGGAGGCUUCGGAAAAACGAAUGCCUAAAUUCCAAAUGGCAAAAGAGCUUCUUCAAAAACCAGCUACUCAAGAAAUGCGUUUUAGCAUUAAGUACAGAAUUGUUGGUAGGAAAUUUAAGUUUUUAAAAAUGUUUAUAGGCUUGAUAGUUAUAGCAAGUAAUUUCAAUUUAAGCUGAAAAAAUGAAACUUUUUAAUAUUUUAAACGAGAAUUUCUUUUGAUUGAAAGGGUUCAUAAAACACCUUGUUAAUUUUGAAAGAUCCCUUUUGUUGAAGCAUGUUUAACAAGAAUUCACUUAAGCAGCAUCAUUGUAUAUAACAUUUGUUCCAUCAUUUAAUAGAUAUUUUUCACAUUUUACUCGUUAGAGGAUAGAUGCCGCAUAUGAAAUGGCAUUGAUUUUAUUGAAAAUUUAGGCCAUAAAAUCUAUAAACCAUGUAGCAAUAAUGUAAAUAUAGUUAAUAGAAACAGUUACAGUGAAAAAGCAUUUAUCAAUACUUUUUCAGGAAUUAAAUAUUUUAACAAAAGAUUAACAGUCAUUGCAAUGUUUUAAAAGGAAUAGUAAAAUAUAUAUUUUAUAUCCUCAAAGAGGAAAUAUUUUUCAAUACAAUUUUCUAUAAUAAUUUUAUUAAAAUAUUUUAAAGAUAAACUUAGGAUAGUUCUUUUUUGUUUUUGUCAAGAAUCUGUUUGGAUUAGAUCACAAAUAAUUGCCCGAAAUGGACUAUUUAUAUCAAUAAGUCUAUUAUCUAAUCUAGAAAGUAUUUGCAUACAUUUGUUCUCAUAAAUUAAAAGUGCAACAAACCAAAAAAAAAAAAA